GGGUUAUAAAUACAGCCGAGGAGGAGCAGCGGAGCAGCAAAGAGCCUGUCUGGAAGGGGAGCUAAACACUGCCCGAGCGCCUCCUUCCCUUCCCAACCCUUCCCAUCCCUUCCCAUCCUAUUCCAUCCCAUCCCAUCCUAUCCUAUCCCACCCCGCCGGAGCCGGGCCGGCUGCUGGACCAGGAUGACGGCCGCGGCCACCACCGGCACGCACAAGGUCGCCAGCACCAAGGAGGAGAGGAAGUUAAGGAAACCCCUCAUUGAGCGGAAGCGAAGGGAAAGGAUUAAUAACUGCUUAGACCAGCUGAAGGAGACUGUUGUGGGUGCAUUUCACCUGGAUCAGUCUAAACUGGAAAAAGCAGACAUCCUGGAAAUGACAGUGAAGCACCUCCAGAACAUCCAGAGCAGCAAGAUGAUGGCUGACUCCAAGGUGGGGCUGGAAGCCCAGCAGAGGUACAGCACCGGCUACAUCCAGUGCAUGCACGAGGUGCACAACCUGCUGCUCACCUGCGAGUGGAUGGACAAGACCCUCGGGGCGCGCCUCCUCAACCACCUGCUCAAGUCCCUGCCCAGGUCCGGCGAAGACACCUGCAAAGCGGCGCUGAGGUCUCUGAGCCCGUCCCUGCAGCCUCUCCUGACACAGAAAAGUCCCCUGAGCCCCAAGGGCAGCGCUCGAGGCACAAACCCGUCACAGGAGCGCCUCUGCCCUGCGGAGAGCAAGCAAGCUUCCAAAAAUUCCUUCCAGCUGCCCUCCCUGUCCGUUUUCAACCAGGUUGAUGCUGCACCUCCCAGACAGGUUCUGCAGCCAAAUUUUUCCCAUAACAACCCCAGAAUGGGGUCAUUAGAUAUGUGGAGACCGUGGUAAAGUGUGUUUUCGAUUUUUGUCCUAACCUUAGACACUCUCACGUAUGUAUCUUAUAGAUAUGUUUCUAUAAAACACUUGUGGAGCAAAUCUGUUCCUGUAGGUGUACUAAAGACCUGGGUACUUCAAGCCGAAGUAAACCUAUGUGUAGCCUGCAUUGUAGAAGGCUGCUAUUAUUUUUUUAUUUAUUUAAUACACCUAAAUUAUU
Molecule: messenger RNA, 1069 nt
Organism: Ficedula albicollis (Collared flycatcher)
Lineage: Eukaryota; Metazoa; Chordata; Aves; Passeriformes; Muscicapidae
Product: transcription cofactor HES-6-like
Exons: 4
Coding region: 184-864 (226 amino acids)
Biological process (GO): regulation of transcription by RNA polymerase II; regulation of neurogenesis; anterior/posterior pattern specification
Cellular component (GO): nucleus
Molecular function (GO): protein dimerization activity; RNA polymerase II cis-regulatory region sequence-specific DNA binding; DNA-binding transcription factor activity, RNA polymerase II-specific
Source: RefSeq, a predicted model, not a curated record